Penicillium malachiteum is the source of this 1140-nucleotide messenger RNA. RefSeq names its product tyrosinase family protein. Lineage: Eukaryota; Fungi; Ascomycota; Eurotiomycetes; Eurotiales; Aspergillaceae. Gene Ontology annotation, molecular function: oxidoreductase activity. The transcript is spliced from 3 exons. Bases 1 to 1140 code for a protein of 379 amino acids. The record is from RefSeq and is a predicted model, not a curated record.
AUGUUGAAUGCAUCUACUCAGCUUGAAAAGCUAUCUCACAACGCUUUGACUGUUUCAAUAAACAGGAUAAUUGAUAGUCCUUCUCAGAAGAAUACUACGAGUUGCACGUUGGAAAAUCUUCGCGUCCGUCGAAAUUGGAUUGCCUUUACUCCAAGCGAGAAGAGGUCUUAUAUUGAAUCUGUUCACUGUAUGACUGAGCUGCCCGCAAUAAUGCCUCAUCAUUUGGCUCCUGGGGCUCGAUCACGAUUCGAUGACUUUGUCGCUGUGCAUAUCAAUCAAUCUUAUCAUGUCCAUCGAGAUGCACGUAAUUCCACUCCUCAUGGCCUAUUCUUUGCAUGGCAUCGAUACUUUAUCUAUGAGUUCGAACAAGCUCUACGGAAUGAGUGUAACUACACCGGCGACUACCCUUAUUGGGACUGGGCCGCAGAUGCCGACGACAUAGAGAAAUCAGAAGUAUUCGAUGGCAGUGACACAUCUCUCUCAGGAAACGGUGCUCUUAUCUCAGACAAGCGACCCAUCGGUGCCCGAAUACCCGGUCCAUAUCCACCCUUAUGGCUUCCACCCGGGACAGGCGGAGGAUGUGUAACCAGUGGACCCUUCGUCAACUUGAGCGUGAAUCUAGGACCAUCUUGGUUAGACGUUCCCGGUGACAACAUAACCCGCAUGUCAAACCCACUUGACUAUAACCCUCGGUGCCUGAAACGAGAUCUCACAACCGCAAUACUCCAGAUGUACGUGAACUAUACCUCAAUCAUCGACCUAAUAUACAAUAGUAAGAUUAUCUGGGAUCUUGAGGAUAAGAUCCAGGGCAAGGAAGAUAGUCCUGGACUUCAUGGGGGUGGUCAUUUCGCUAUGGGAGGUGAUCCUGGUCGAGAUGCCGAUGCCAGUGCUGGAGACCCAGCAUUUUAUCAUCAUCAUGGUAUGGUCGAUCGGAUUUGGUGGAUUUGGCAAAAUAUGGAUUGGAAGAAUCGACGGUAUGCGAUCUCUGGUACAAGCACUUUUAUGGAUGUGCCUCACUCUCCUAAUGUUACGCUUGAUUAUCUUCUUGAUGUUGGUUAUGCGAAUGGGAAUAAAGAGCCGAUUGCUAUGAGAGAUCUUAUGAGUACGACGAAUGGGCCAUUUUGUUAUGUUUAUCUAUGA